UCUUGGACGAGGGUCACGGGAGCGAAAUCUUCCGCAUUUACACAGCAAAAAAAACAAGAAAUUCUCUCCUGAUUUUUCAGAUUUGUAAGAAAGAUUUGACGUCAGCUUCAGUCAAGAUCGGACGAGGCAGAGUUUUUUUAUUCAUCUAGUGGUGUGAAUAUUGUAAUAUCAUCACCAUGGCUAGUGGGCCGUACAAUUAUUCCUAUAUCUUCAAAUACAUCAUUAUAGGUGAUAUGGGUGUAGGCAAAUCAUGUUUGUUACACCAAUUCACAGAAAAGAAAUUUAUGGCUGACUGCCCUCACACAAUUGGUGUAGAAUUUGGUACCCGAAUAAUUGAGGUUUCUGGACAGAAAAUUAAGCUUCAAAUUUGGGACACAGCAGGCCAGGAAAGAUUUAGGGCAGUAACAAGGAGUUACUACAGAGGAGCAGCCGGAGCUCUGAUGGUGUAUGACAUCACAAGGAGGAGUACAUAUAACCAUCUUAGUAGCUGGCUUACAGAUGCUAGAAAUCUUACAAACCCAAAUACAGUAAUCUUCCUGAUUGGUAACAAGUGUGACCUCGAAGCCCAGAGAGAUGUUACAUAUGAAGAAGCCAAACAAUUCGCAGAGGAAAAUGGUCUUUUAUUUCUAGAAGCAAGUGCAAAGACGGGAGAGCAUGUUGAAGAAGCAUUCCUGGACACAGCAAAGAAAAUAUAUCAAAACAUUCAGGAUGGAAGCUUGGAUUUGAAUGCAGCAGAGUCGGGUGUGCAACAUAAGCCAGCAGCACCGAGAGGAAAUCAACUCAAUACAGACCAGCCACAGAACAAGGAAGGAUGUCCAUGCUAACGCUUACUGGCACUCUUCCCAUCUCUGCUAGAAUCUAAACCUUACUUCAACUUCUCCUCCAAAUUUGUGAGUUACUAAGCAGGAAAUAAUGUCUUCCAAGCUAGCGCUACUGCUGGGCAGUGGAAGGACACAUUUUAUUCAUUAGAGAGGAGAUUGAUUUAGUUGGGCAAAUUUUUAAGGUCAGGAUAGGGAUUAAUCAUAAUAAUAAAUCGUUGAAAAGUACAUUCCAUCCAUGGCAAAUGAGCUGUACAGGUUUGAAACUUUCUUGAUGAACAUAAACAAUUCUGAAACUUCACAUUAUAUACAAAACAAUGCAUGACAACAUUUCAAAAGAUGAAAGUGAAAACACUGGCAAGAGAAAGUCACAUGCUAAUCAGAUUGGUUUGAAGUGAACUCUUGAACAUACCUAUUGAGAUUGCAUUCCCAACAUGUGUUGGAAGGUGGUUUCAGAGUUUGGGAGCUGCAUAUGCAAAUGACCUCUGGCUGUAUGUCCACAGUACUCUGUAGUACUGAAAAGUGUUAGCAGCAUUUGAUUGAAGAAACAAAAAAGGUAAUUUGGAAUUUUCUUCUUGAAAUAACAUUCAUCUGCUACUUUCAGCAAAGCAUUCAAGAUCUUGCCCAGUACAGUUUACCAGCCAUGGGCCAUCUUCAUAGAGCUGCUCAAGCAUGAAAUAAUGCUUAAAAAUCAUCUGUUAAGCAAAAGUGAGCAGGAUACCAGUCACAGAUGCUACAUGUAACAUGGUAUUAUUGGUUGGUAACCUUAUUCUGGUAAGCAUAGUUGUUGCUGUGCUUUACUACGUUAUCUACUUAAGCAGCUCUGUGAAAUUGGAUCCAGUUUUAACUUGUAGAUUAUUUUUCCUGCUUAGCAACUCUAGAUAAUUUGGGGUCCGAUUCAAUCUAUGAGAGUUCGACUACAAUUGAGCAGAUCGGAGUGAUGUAAGAAUAUGUUUGUAAUAAGUGGUACUGUGUAUAAAAAUGUCUAUUAUUAUGUUCAGUGAUCCCUUUUAUAUCGUUAUUAUUAUUAUUAUAUAAAUAUGUAUUUCAUUUAUUGCAUUUUAAGUUGGGCGUUUUUUGAUGAAAGUAAAUUGCAGAUGGGAUUUGUAAAAUGGUUUGUUCGGAAGCUUACGGUCUACCAUAGGCAUGGGAACUCGUCUCGGAAAGGGCAAGGACAUUAACUGCCCUUUUGUUCUUUUCGUAAAAUUUUGAAGGGAAACCAAAAGCCAAAGAGCGGGGCAAUGAGAGCAUUAAAAUGUCAGACUGACAUCUUCUUGACUUUCUUGUUAGGGAAACUGGAUAUUCUUUACAGAAACCAAAAGUAUCCAAAUGUCAUAAUAGUUGAAGGUGAAAAUGUUGAAAACUAAUAUAAAAGUGUAAUAAUAAUACGACAAAUAUACAUUUUAUGAAUCAUAAAACCACUGUGUUUUACCAGCAUGUGGUCUUGUUUGAGGGUUUUCCUUUGUCUGCCACACCAAAAUCCUGAAAACUGGAUUAGUGAAAGCAUGUCACAGGUCAGAGUUUCUCAUUUGAAUGAGAUUGAACAUAGUGGAUGAUUUAAGAAUAGCGUAAAUACUCGUUUUCAAGAUUCAAAGGUUUAUUUUGUGUAUUAUGAAGUCUGUGGUCUUUCUUUGGCAUGAGUUCAAACCUGGAUGUAGACAGAAUGCACAGGGGUUAAUAUACCAUAUUCCAUAAUCCCACUAGAUAUAUUUUUAAAACAUCCCUUUUUGUGGUCCAGGCCUGAUGCUUUAUUUUUGAAAUGGCAAGGGCACCAAGGCGUUUUGUCCUGUUCUCCUCGUUAAGGGCACCUCUGUGAGGACAUUUCUAUUGGAAUAUUUCAAGUGUGCUAAGGUAAUUUCUCCUUAGUAAAGGGCACCUCUAUAAUGAAAUGUUAAAAUUCUAUUAGAAAAUGUCAAGGGCCAUCAAGGCACUGACCAAGAGAGGCAAUUUCAUGAAGUAUCAGGUCUUUCAUGAAAAUUAUGAGAUCUUUAAACAAUUAUAAUAUGUUAUGAUUCUAAUAGUUACUAAGUAACAAAGAUUUUAUUUAAGAUGUUUUUCCCCAAUCAAACAAUGCAGGCUUGCAACUUUUAUGCUGAUCAACAUCUGAUUUUCUCGUUCUUGGUGUCUUUGUCUGCACCAUUGGAAAUUGGAAAAACACAGUACAGUCUUUCUGUACUUGUCUCUUGUUUUUUUCUUUUUUAACAAACUGCAUUUGCAAGCCUGACAGUGAGGUACUUAUUAGAGUAAUUUAAUUUGCACUUGGUGAUUAUAUUGAUAACAUAUCUUUUGAAUAUGUGGUUGUAAUUCAUCUAAAUUAUGUGGGUUGUUUUCUUGUCAAUGAUGGAGUCAAAAUUGCUGAGGUUUUCCUGGAAAAUUUUGACAACUCUUGAAAGUUUAAAUAAGUCCAUCGUCAACUCAACAUGUUGUUUACGAUAACUUUCAAAAUUUUUUAAAAUAAACAUUUGGCAAUCAGCUGAUUUGGUCCAAAAUAUAACUGAUGUACAUUUUUUCAAUAACGUAAGUCUUCCCGACUUGCUUAAAGAAAAAUAUGCUGAAUUUUGGGUUAUUGUUUCUCUUUGGGGAAGAUUGUAACUUUAUAUAUUUUCAGUAUUAAACAAUCACACACAGCUCAGUUUGGGGAGAUGUGAUAUUCGUUUAAAAAAUAUAUAUCAUAACUUUUCAUAACUUAAUGCAUCAUAGUAAACAGGAAAUACUCAUUUUUGUAGCAGGUGGUAUUUGUUUUCUCUGUUACUUAAUUACAUUUAUUACAAAAUGUAUAAAUAACAAAACAUUCCUAUAUUGGAUCCAAUAUUCAUAAAUGCCAGUGCAAAAAUAUUAUAUAUGUACAAAUUUAUGAGCUUUCAGUUAAUUGAAAGCGUGCAAUGAGGUAGUUUUAGAGUGCAGUAGUUUCCCAAAUCUCCAAGUUGGUACUUGUACAUAUACAUUUGGAUGUUAUGUUUUGUCGGGUUUGCAUUUUGCAUCCCUUAAAACCCUAGAAACCCACUGAAUCCUCCAAACUGCUCUAUAGUCCCAUUUCACUCCUACCCACAUACGCCUAGCCUGUUCGCCAUUUGUGCCAUCCAAAAUAUGUACACAUUGGAGGUGACUCCAAAAUGGCGGAAAUUGUGCAGAGGUGCGUUACGCAUUGUGGGAGGCAUCAAUGGUUUGGCCAUUUUGCUUUUCUGAUAGUCAUCCCCUUGUGAACCAAACUGAGACUUGAAUGAACAAUAGUCUGGUUCCUUUAAACUGUUUGAGAAGACCUAUCAUUAUCACUGUAACAAAGAUGGCCACACAACGCGAACAGUCUACUAUAACUCAACAACCAAAUGAUUGGUGUCUAACAAAAAUGCUAUGCCUGGCCAAGUCAUAACUAUUUUGUUGUUUGGCCUAGUGCUUAUCCAACAAAAUCAGAGAUGGGUUUAAGGAUUAUGGAGGAUUUGGAAAUGUUAGGAUUAUUCAAAAGACCUUUGUCAUGCCUUAGCUGUAGUGUUUUGAUGAGCAAAAAAUAAUGAUGUGGGAUUAGUAAAAACCCUUAUACAUUACAGUAGAAAAUCGGAAUACCAGCUAAAAUUCAAGUUUUUGCAUGUAGACUACAUGAGAUGGUUCCCCACAUAUUUGUGCUUUAAAAGUAAAUGUGCUUAGCAUUUUGAUAUUGGAAUAAGUAAAUAAUUGGGUUUUUGUCUUGAGCCCCCUCCACAAGUUUUUAACAUGUUGUCACAUGUGUAUAUGUCUUGAAUUAUAACAAACUAGAUGUAUAAAAAAAAACUCAAAUUUGCAAACAUGUAAGUGUACACAUUUUUGUAAGUAGACAUGCCUCCGUAAUUAGUUUAGAUUCUAAAACCGUUGAUGAGGGAUUUAAAAGUAACAAUGGUUAUACUGCCUUCGAUUUCACCAAACUCUUUCUAACUUAUGACUUAUGAUUAGUUAAGUUCAGUAUGCAUAGAAAUGUUAGUUAGGACGCGUUGAACCACACCCAAGUAAGGACGAGUAAGUAACAACGAGUUACUCGUCCCAACUCGAGAUAGGAUUACAUGUACACCUAGCGUUUUGUGAAAGCGGCUGCAGAAGUAAGGGGGACCUUUGAUGACAUAAAAUUAAACCUUCUUUUUCGAUUUUUGGAGGGGGGGGGGGGGGGCGUCAGAAUUUAUGUUGGCAUUUAGAAUUAGAUGAGGUUAGUGGCCUUUUGAAUCUGUACCACUGCCUACUGUAUCUAUAAUGAUGGUUGUAAUUUUAGUGGGACACUUCAAGAAUUGGUGUCCAGACAUUAUUUAUGUUUCUCUGCUUAACCUUUCUAUUAUGAAAGAUGAGUGUAUUAUGGAUGGCUACCAACUAGUACAUCACUGCAAGAUAAUUUAAAGAGGGCUCCGAUAUCAUUCAGUUUUGUGAUGCCCUAAUUUUUAAGAGUCCUUAUGUACGUGGGAGAAACUAUUACAAGUCUUAUUUUAAAAUGGUGUGAAUUGUCAUUUUAUUUGAAAGUCUUUUAGAGCAAAAUUUGUACCACGAAGUCAGUUGGACAUCAUAACAAAUGGGUUCCAAAGAGGAAUUUCUGUAAAUUCAAAAGAGGAAUUUUUGUGCCAGUCGAAAAGUCAAAUUUACUGCUGUAUUGAUUGAAUAGAAUUGAAUUGAUCAUAGAAAUUCAGGAUUGAAUUUAAAGUAAUUCCCACGUGAAACAGUAUGGACCAUUAAUAUAUUAAAAUGUGUCUUUUGAUGAUUUUGGACGGUAACAAAAUUCACUCUGUAUAAAAAAAAUAUAUAUCAUUUUACACUUGUUGGUUUUUCUUCAUAAGGAUUUUGUCCAUUUGAAAAUGAGUGCAUCACAAGACUGAAUUUAACCUUGGAGCUGAUCUUUAAAAAGUUGUUUUUAUCUGAUAAUCUUAAGCAUUACCUACGGACAUGAUAUUGUACAAUGUACAUUGUGAACUCUCAGAUAAGUUAAUAUUAAAUGCUAUUAAUGAAGGAUGUAUAAGAUAAUGAA
Molecule: messenger RNA, 5793 nt
Organism: Asterias rubens (European starfish)
Lineage: Eukaryota; Metazoa; Echinodermata; Asteroidea; Forcipulatida; Asteriidae
Product: ras-related protein Rab-14
Exons: 7
Coding region: 177-824 (215 amino acids)
Biological process (GO): phagosome maturation; Golgi to endosome transport; defense response to bacterium
Cellular component (GO): Golgi apparatus; trans-Golgi network; recycling endosome
Molecular function (GO): GTP binding; GTPase activity
Source: RefSeq, a predicted model, not a curated record